Notechis scutatus (mainland tiger snake) is the source of this 3987-nucleotide messenger RNA. Lineage: Eukaryota; Metazoa; Chordata; Lepidosauria; Squamata; Elapidae. The record is from RefSeq and is a predicted model, not a curated record.
AUGCUGAGCCGGCUGGUGAGCGGCAGCAGCAGGAGCCUGGAGCGCGACUACAGCUGCACCGUCCGCCUCCUCGACGACAACGAGUACUCGUGCACCAUCCAGAGAGAUGCCAAAGGCCAGUUCCUGUUUGACCUGCUGUGCCAUCAUUUAAACCUCCUGGAGAAGGAUUACUUUGGGAUCCGAUUUGUCGACCCCGACAAGCAGAGGCACUGGCUGGAAUUCACGAAGUCCAUUGUGAAGCAAAUGCGAUCCGAAAUUGGUGACUACGAUCCUGGAAAACACCCAGAGGGAUACAGUUCCAAGUUCCAGUUUUUCCCCAAACACUCUGAGAAAUUGGAGAGGAAAAUUGCCGAGAUCCAUAAAAUUGAGCUCAGUGGGCAGACCCCCGCAACGGCCGAGCUGAACUUCCUCAGGAAAGCACAGACCCUGGAGACGUAUGGAGUGGACCCACAUCCCUGCAAGGACGUCUCCGGAAAUGCAGCUUUCCUGGCCUUCACCCCGUUUGGAUUUGUGGUCCUGCAGGGAAACAAGCGAGUUCACUUCAUCAAAUGGAACGAAGUGGCCAAAAUAAAAUUUGAAGGCAAGACGUUCUAUUUAUACGUAAGUCAGAAAGAGGAAAAGAAAAUUGUUCUGAACUAUUUUGCUCCAACUCCUGAAGCCUGCAAGCAUCUCUGGAAAUGUGGGAUUGAAAAUCAAGCCUUUUAUAAGUUGGAGAAGUCCAGUCAAGUUCGCACCGUUUCCAGCAGCAACUUAUUUUUCAAAGGGAGCCGGUUCCGAUACAGCGGCCGAGUUGCCAAAGAAGUGAUGGAGUCCAGUGCCAAAAUUAAGAGGGAGCCUCCAGAAAUACACAGGGCUGGACUGGUUCCCAGCCGCAGCUGCCCCUCCAUCCCCCACGGACCCCGGCUCAGCAGCGUUCCCAGGACCCGGAGGAGGGCUGUCCACAUCUCCAUCAUGGAAGGCCUCGAGUGUUUGCGGGACAGCGCUCACUCCACCCCGGUCAGGUCGACCUCCCACAGCGACACCUUCUUGCUCCACUCGCGGAGCGGCAGAGCAGAGAGCAACGAGCGCGUGGCCAUCAUCUCAGACGAGGUCUACAGCCCAUCGGACAGCGUGCUGCCCACUCCGGUGGCCGAAGAGAGCCUGGAACUGAUGCUGCUGUCCCGGCCGGUUAACAGCACCCCUUGCAGCAUAGAGGAAGAGGAGUCGGAAGCCGGCGCUCCAGCCGGGGAGGCGCAGGAGCUGGGAAGGGACCUCUGGGCCUUGUGCAGCAGUGGAGGAGCCCAAGCAGAACAGGUGAAUAAGUUUGUUUUAAGUGUCCUCCGUCUGCUCCUUGUAACAGUCGGACUCCUCUUGGUUUUGCUCCUUCUCCUGAUCAUCCUUACGGAGUCUGACCUUGACGUUGCCUUUUUCCGUGAUAUUCGCCAGACCCCUGAGUUUGAACAAUUCCAUUAUCAAUACUUUUGUCCCCUCAGGCGAUGGUUUGCCUGCAAAAUCCGCUCCGUACUCAGCCUGCUCAAUGAUACCUGAAGGCAGUUGUCCUCCUAGUAACUAGCCGGGCGGACUGUGGAAGAUCCCUGCUGCCCAUUCCCAGAAAACGGGGCUCAUCGUGGCGCCAUCAGCACAUAAACUAAGUCCUCCUCCUCCUUCUCCUCCUCUCAUGUUUCGGCCCAGGAGGGCGUUUCCCCAGCUGAAGAUAAGGACAGGCUCAUGCCAGAGCAAACCCACCACGCAAUCAAUUCCUUUGCAGGUCCACUUGGGGGAAGCUCCCUCAGAGUUCUUGCUUUCCGACAUUCAAAUUACUCUGCACUCUUCAAAUUUAGUUUUGCUUUCGUAGAGAUGUUAACUGCAGAAACUUCAAAUAGAAAGAGCUUAUUUUAUUAUUACUAGCGUUGGACUAAAUGCCAGCCUUCAGCCGGGACACCAGUUCAUGAAGACCACUUACUUCAUGCAGGAGCUUUUGUAAUGGUGCUACUGAGUUGUAAGUUUAAUAAUAUAGUAUUAUUUUAUUAAAACUGUCACUGUGCAUAGCACUACCAUCUUGGACAUGGACAUUGAAACCAGGGCAGUUUUAUUUUCUUUCCAAUCGCCAGGCUUCAUGUGGGGGGGGGGGAUUGGACCAAUGCCAAUAUUGUGAGGUCAUUUAGCAUUAUUAAUUCUUUUCAAGCAAUAGAUGGUUACGAGAGGAAGUCAACAGGCAUAAAUUUAUUUCUUCCCUUAGCAGGGAGUGCAACGGCCAUUCAAUACCUGUCUUUGGUGAAUUUCGACCCUUGGCCUUUACAAUCCCACGGAGACCUUUUCUUAGGAUAGUUGGGUGCCAAAGGAAGCAGGAGUUGGAGUAAGUAGGGAAGAGUCGAUCUGUGUACCUGAUGGUGGUUUUUGAAAUCUUGCCGUCGUGUAGUGCAAUCGUCAGGUCUGGCUUCUUUGAAUGAGAUUCUGCCACAGUAGAUGUUUUGUAUUAUGAAAGAACUUAUUUCAACCUAUAUUUUAAGAAAAAAAUAUAUAUUUUGUUAAUGAACCAAACCUUUUUUUACUUUAUAAAUUGGAUAAACGUAGUGUCAGGUAUCAAGUGACGGAGAUACUCUCAAGGUUACAAAUGUUUUAGAGCAAUGUGUUAACACUGCAUCAACCAUCCACCGUUUCUAAAAAAAAAAAAAGUGGGGUGUUUUGUGCUGUUUAAAAUGAAAACGAGGAGAAAUGACACCCGCAGAGAGAAGAAAAACAAUCAAACCAACGUUGUCUCCAAAGCAAAGGGAAUCCAGAUUUUUGUCGUAUUUCGUGUUGUGAUUCAGAGAACAUUCCCUAAAAGCAGCUCAUUUGUACAGGGAGCAAUAAAACUCGGGAAGAGAGCGAGCGCACGCGACCUGAGGGGCAAGGGGUCUAUUUCAUCUCAGGGAGAGCUUUCAAGUCAUUCGAGGAUCGAAUCAGAACUAUUCCAAGAGGCCGGUUUCAUGACCUGGACUCUGCCCGGGCAGCCCUAGGGACGCACACAGGAACCGAAGCACUGCCAGGACCAAUGGGAAGGAGGCUGUGGAGGUGGGGCUUUGCGCAACGACUUUCCCUCCACAGCUGGUCAUUCGCCAUUCAAACAAGAGCACAAUUAACAGCAUUAGCAAUACGUGGGAAUGGGCACGACUUAAGACGGGGCGCAUGCACAUUGGAAGAUCCUGGUCAAUGCAGCGGCUCACCUAAGUCAGCCGUUAAAUAGCACGGACGGCCCUCUCAGGAGCCAGAAGCAAAUGUGGCUUUCGCAAGAGGAACGGAUGCGUUACACUCUGUAUCGUCUACGAGAUGAUGGAGGGGGGCCUAUCCAAGGAUUUAUAACAUUUUAUGCAACAAAGCAACAAAAACUUCUAGUGUGGUGUUCCUACCUCAGUCUGUAGUAAAUGAUGCUUCUAUGCAGCGAGGGAAAAGUUUUCAUGUCGUAUAUUCUCCAUUCCAGAGAAAGAUGCAAACGUUCACAUGUUAAUUGUUGGUGGUGUUUCUCAUGCCUCAAACCUGUCCAAUUCUACCUGUAACUAUUCCAUGCAAUACAUUUUUUAAAUAGACAAGAUGCAAACUUGGAUGGGGGGGGGGGGCAAGUCAUUCUUGGGGAGCUGUUGACCCUAAACAAUCCUGGGCCCAAUCAGGAACACUUUUCUCCUGUGCACUUCAGAAGGCAUCGGGGGGGGGGGGGGGACUGAGCUGUUUCGGCCAAUCCAACCCUUCGGCCUCCCGUUUCGUGGUUCACGGCUCAUUUGUUCCAAAUCACAACUUGUGUAUGACUUGGGGGGGUUUCCACAGGUUGCUGUAUCAGAGGAAAGAGACUCUGAAUUGAGGACUAGCGUGUUACAUGCUGAAGCAGGAAAAGGUCCAUUACCUGAAAAUGUGAAUUUUCAUUUUCAUAAUAUAGUUGUUGUUAAUUCAUGUGCCAAAUACUAUAUGUCACAUUUUUCCUUCAAAGAUGUAAAUUUUUCUACAUAUUCAGCCUGUAGUUAGUGCAAAACCAUU